AUGGAUUUAAUUCAAGUGUAUAAUUUUCUUAUUUCAAUCAUAGUUGUUUCAAUUUUAAUUCCCGUCUUGGAUGGGUCAAAAGGAUGCCAUUUAAGACCAGUUAUUCAUGUGUUAAGUCAUCCUGGUUGUUUAUCCAAGCCAAUUCCGUCAUUUGCUUGCCAUGGAUCUUGUUCAUCUUAUGUUCAGGUUUCAGGAUCCAAGUUUUGGCAAGUUGAAAGAUCGUGUAUGUGUUGUCAAGAAAUGGGUGAAAGAGAGGCGACCGUUGGCAUAUUCUGUCCGAAGAAGACACCUAAAUUUAGAAAGAUCGCCACCAAAGCUCCAGUUGAUUGUAUGUGUCGCCCUUGCACUGGUAUUGAUGAUUUAACAAUCAAACCUCAGGAGCUGAUAAAUUUGACUGAAGAGUUAAGGAAAACUGACCAAGAUGGUUCAUCAUAAAUUAUUUUCAUCUCGUUCACCAGUUCAUUGUUAAUACCUAUUCGAAUAAUAACAUCAAAAUGCUAACCUUCAUUUCAAACAUGUAAUAUUAUCGUUUUAAAACAAUCAAACAACCAAUUUACAUUCAUCAAUAUUAAACACAUAGUCAACACAUUGACUUAUAUAGAUGAAUUUUUAACUAACAAACCAUCGAUCUAAAGAAUUGCCAACACAUUAUUUAUUGAAAUUUAUAUUCAUAAAAAAUUAUUAAAAUAAUUCGAGAUAAUCAUGCAUAAAAUAGAAAAUAAAAAAUUUGAAAAGCAAGCAUAAAAGCAACAUAUGAUUCAGGUCUAAAAGCUGAUCUUGUGCUUUGUUAACUUGACAACCAUGUGUCUUUUUCAGAUGUUUAAUAGGUGAGGCUUUUCACUAAUCUCAAUUUACUCAUCAAUAUUCCGUUAAAUUAGUUUUUUUUAUUGCUACAAGUGGACUAAUCUCAAUUAAAA
Messenger RNA from Tetranychus urticae (two-spotted spider mite), 917 nucleotides. RefSeq names its product Cuticle-tanning hormone bursicon (gene Burs). The record is from RefSeq and is a predicted model, not a curated record. NCBI's taxonomy places the organism in Eukaryota, Metazoa, Arthropoda, Arachnida, Trombidiformes, Tetranychidae. Gene Ontology annotation, biological process: animal organ morphogenesis. Gene Ontology annotation, molecular function: BMP binding; receptor ligand activity.